UAUUUCGGAAUUCUAUACACUAACCGUUGAAGGUCGAAAAGUGAUUUCUACUUUCACUUUUUAGUUAGGCCAAAUGGAAUGAUUGAUUACACAACGUGAAAGAAGACAGAUUAAUGAGGAAACUUGUUGUUAAAGGUAAAGUGAUUGUUGGUUGUUGAGAUGCCCAAUCUCGGAGACUGGAAGGUUUGGUGUGGAACUCUCCUGUCUUUCCUUGUUCUUUACCUCCUUAACCACAUUAUAUUUGAUGUUCCCUGUCACUCAAUCUUCACUAAGCUCUGGGCUGGACUGCUUGCUCCGGUAUGUGGAGUGUCAGCUAUAGUGUGCUUUGACGUGGCACGACGGAAAUCUUCCACCUUCCACACAAACCGCAGCAAGUUUGACCAAUAUGUUGCCAUUACUGGUUUAUCCUGGAUGGGUUGGUUUGCCAGAAGGAAAAUGGAUAAAUCCUGUAAAGAUGUUAUAGGAACGCAGAACAGUCUUCUCCAAAGUCAUCUGAAAGAGAAUGCUGAGACGCAGUAUGGUAGGAAGUAUGGAUUUUCUGAUAUACACAGCAGAGAGGACUAUGUUAAGCAGCUUCCACUGACCUACAUAUCCCACUAUGAACCGUACAUUCAACAAAUGAUGAAGGGAGAGCAGAAAAUACUCACUACUCGACCACCAGUCAUAUUUGCUGUCACCUCAGGGACUUCUGGGAAAUCCAGUAUUCUACCAAUGACAGGAAAACAGAGGUUGUUGUUCUUUAUUCAGGGCAUCUCAGUGGCUUAUCACAGCUUGCUGAAAGAAUUUCCAGAAAAUAACAAUCUUCAGAAAACAUUGAAAUUUUUCUACACACCACAAUGGAGGAAAUCAGAGUGUGGUAUUCUAAUAGGCCCGAAUUCCUCAUCACCGACUAACUCCAAACAUCUCCUCAAUAUAUACUCUACACCAAAAGCUGGGUUUGAAAUUCUUAGUGAGCCGGAGGCAUUAUAUGUACAUCUGUUGUUUGGAUUGAGAGAUAAAAGUUUGGGUAUGCUAGAAGCCAAUUUUUCCUCCAUUAUCCUGUCCUCGUUUGAUGCUCUGUAUCAGAACUGGUCCGACAUUGCUGACGAUAUUGAGCGAGGGGAAGUGAAUCCAAAACUCAACAUUGAGGAAUCAAUCAGAGAGGAACUAAACUCUUGUUUAAAGCCAGACCCACAAAGGGCCAAAGAAAUACGAGAGAUAAUGAAAACGGGAAGUAAAGUAGGGAUUGGUAAACUGUUAUGGCCUGAUUGUAAUCUUGUUUUAGCUGCAGACUCGGGAAGUUUUGAUCUCCCUGCCAAGGUAUUGAGGGAGACCUAUUGUAAAGGGAUUCCCAUUUACUCUCCUCUGUAUGCGGCUUCUGAGGGCCUCCUGGGACUAAACAUCUGGCCAAAGAAACACCCCAGCCAGUAUGUGCUGACCCCUCAGUCCAUGUUCUUUGAGUUUAUCCCUGUAGAGCUUUCAAAUGAGGACCAGCCUAAGACCCUCUUUAUGGACGAGGUUGAGAAAGGAAAGGAGUAUGAACUUGUUAUAACUAAUGCCAGUGGCCUGUGUCGAUAUCGCUUUGGUGACAUCGUCAAAGUGGUUGAUUUCUACUAUCAGUGUCCUGUCAUAGAAUUUCAGCACAGAAAGGGUCAGUUUUUGAAUGUACGAGGGGAGAAGACUUCCGAGUCCCUCUUUUAUCAAGCCCUGGUGGAAGCGGAGUUUGCCUGGUUUCCACAGAAACUUGUAAACUACUGCUGUGUAGAGAGUCUGUUGAUUGAUGACAAGGGAAACAGUUAUGCCCCUUUCUAUCACCUGUUCCUAGAACUGGAGGAUGAUUCUAAACUCUUAACACAAGGACAACGAGAAAUGGUUGACAAAGAAUUGUGUUCUCGAUCCUAUGUGUAUCAGUCAUUUAGAAACAAAGGCAGCAUUCAGCCUGUCAGAGUACAUCAAGUAAAAUCGGGGACAUUUGAAGAACUGCGUAAAUUUAUCAUCGACAACACUCAGGCCUCAGCAAAUCAGUACAAAGUCCCAAGGGUUCUAAAAACUAAGGAGGCAGUCAAUGUUCUCUUGAAAAAUGUUCUGGAUGGUAAAUAAGUUGUGACCCCUUCCCCCAUCAAACGGUGCACAGGAACAAACAUAAACAAAGAGAUAGCUAGAGAGAGAUUAAAUAUCCAGUAUAAAAUAUAAAUAUAUUUAUUGUUCUGGUGUUUAAUAUUAUUAAAAGACAAAUUCUUAGUUAAAAUAUAAAAGUUAUUAUUCCAGUAUUUAAUUUUACUGAUGACAAAGUACCUUUGUAAGGACUUAUUUGUGAUUUUUGAAUCUGAUGUUCACAAAUGUUAAUAUUUCUAUUUGACUAUAAGUUAGUAGAUGAUGUGCUUUUAAAGCUAGAAAAAUUAAUCUAAAUAUACCUGUAAAUUCGAGUCUGAUACAGAGUUUAUAAAGGUACAUAAAUUAGAAAUGAAUAUAUAUAUUUCCAAAUAAUGUUGUACAGUUAUAAACUGGUACAGUGGAGCCUCAUUUAUCUGGACGCUUUGGUUCCUACAAUGUAGUCAAUUUGUCCGGACAUGUGAAUCAUCCGGAUAUAUGAAUUACCAGUUAAACAAGACAAAAUAAUGUUAAAAAAUUCUGUUUCAAUGAAAAGUUGUCCGAAUACUGAAGCAACUGGAUAUCUGGCGUCCAGAUAUCUGAAGGUCCACUGUAUUACUCCAGAAGUCUCAAAUAUGGGACUAUAAUAAAAUCUGUUUUAAGUACAGGG
Messenger RNA from Saccostrea cuccullata (small rock oyster), 2740 nucleotides. Its product is annotated as GH3 domain-containing protein-like. Gene Ontology annotation, cellular component: cytoplasm. Gene Ontology annotation, molecular function: acid-amino acid ligase activity. The record is from RefSeq and is a predicted model, not a curated record. Lineage: Eukaryota; Metazoa; Mollusca; Bivalvia; Ostreida; Ostreidae. The coding region runs from base 160 to 2079 and encodes 639 amino acids. The transcript is spliced from 7 exons.